AUGCCAAGCACGAUUGAAGAGACUCUCGACCGAGAGCUUGACGUGGUUGUGGUUGGCGGUGGCUUCUCCGGCUGCUAUUUACUACACAAGUUGCGUCAACAGGGAUUCAAGGUUCUUCUUAUUGAAUCAGCUUCGGGAUUUGGCGGUGUUUGGCGAUGGAACUGCUAUCCAGGGGCGCGAGUGGACACUCACGUUCCGCUUUACGAGCUCUCGAUCCCUGAAGUCACCCAAACCUGGAACUGGACAGAGAAGUUCCCCAAGUCGGCAGAGCUGGUUCGAUAUUUUGAACAUGUCGACAAAGUCUUGGAUCUGAAGAAUGAUUCAGUUUUCAACACCAAGGUCGUCAAAGCUACCUUCAAUGAUGAUGAUAGCUUGUGGACCAUCGCGACUGACAAUGGGACGGCGUACAAAGCUACCUGGUUCAUACCCUCUGUCGGCUUUGCUGCAAAGCGACUAUAUCCAGACUUCCCUGGCCUGGAUGAUUUCAAAGGAGUCGUGCACCAUUCUAGCUUUUGGCCCACCGAAGGUGUCACAUACAGCGGCAAGCGGGUCGGAGUUAUUGGUACGGGAAGCACCGGUAUCCAACUGGUACAAGAGAUGUCGAAGGAUGCUAAAGCCUUGACCCUUUUUCAAAGAACGCCCAAUUUGGCUCUCCCUCUUCACAAUGUCAAAUUGACACCGGAGAUGCAGGCUGAGAACAAGCCUAGAUAUCCUGCCAUCCAUAAACUUAGGCUGGAGAGCAAGGGUGGUUAUGACUUCAAUGCGGAUGAUAUCGACACAUUCGAUCACACCCCGGAGGAGCGAGAGGCGUAUCUUGAAGCCAAAUGGAAGGAAGGCGGUUUUCUACUAUGGGUUGGCCAAUACCGCGACGUGCUCACCAACCUCAAAGCCAACCGUGAGACUUAUGAUUUCUGGGCACGAAAGGUUCGUGCCAUGAUCUCCGAUCCUCAAAAGAGAGACGUGCUGGCACCUCUGGAGCCUCACCACCCUUUUGGAACCAAGAGACCUGCUUUGUUUAUGAACUUUUACGAAGCCGUCAACCAAGACAACGUUCAUAUCGUGGACGUGAACAAGUUCCCGAUCCAAAAAGCUGUUGGAAGUGGACUGGUUACAGCUGAUGGCAAGACUCACGAGCUGGAUAUCCUAGUCAUGGCAACCGGCUUCGAUGCAAUUACGGGCGGACUCAAGGCCAUCGAUAUCCGAAACGGCACGGGGGAAUCUUUAAAUGGAAAAUGGGCUAAUGGUACUUGGACAAAUCUUGGCCUGAUGACUGCAGGUUUCCCAAAUAUGUUCUUCACCUACGGUCCUCACGGCCCGACAGCGUUCUCUAAUGGGCCUACUUGUAUCGAGAUCCAAGGUGACUGGAUUGUUGAGGCCCUGGUGUACCAUCGCAGCAGGGCCAACAAGAGGAUGGAACCGACCCCUACCGCCGAAAUCAAAUUCAGAAACCUUGUCAAUGACAGAACGAACUAA
Clonostachys solani is the source of this 1473-nucleotide messenger RNA. The record is from the annotation of a GenBank genome assembly. NCBI's taxonomy places the organism in Eukaryota, Fungi, Ascomycota, Sordariomycetes, Hypocreales, Bionectriaceae.